Molecule: messenger RNA, 4545 nt
Organism: Sitophilus oryzae (rice weevil)
Lineage: Eukaryota; Metazoa; Arthropoda; Insecta; Coleoptera; Curculionidae
Gene: KCNQ
Product: potassium voltage-gated channel subfamily KQT member 5
Exons: 18
Coding region: 212-2230 (672 amino acids)
Biological process (GO): transmembrane transport; potassium ion transport
Cellular component (GO): membrane
Molecular function (GO): voltage-gated potassium channel activity
Source: RefSeq, a predicted model, not a curated record
GUUUUCGUAAAACGUCAGGCGAUAGACGAACGCACGGGCUCGGAUGCCUGUCGUCGCGAUUUUCGAAAAAAAUGAAUUGUGCCGUCCCAAACAACGACACUAAUGCCAGCCUUCGCCUCUGAAACAACAUCAAAAUGAUCCCGCAAACAACGCAACCCAACAAAACAAUCAUUUCCCGAAGAACCGUUUCUUGACUUGAACCACCGUCAAGAUGACAUCAGGCACUACAUCCCCCACCCCUAACGACUCGCCAACGCUAUCGCAUCGCCCUCUGCUAAUCACUCGCGAACUAGAACUGAAGACAAAAAAAACGGUUGAGUUUCAAGCCGUUUACAAGACCGACGAUGACAAAUCCAACGAAGGAUGGUAUCAAGACCAUUACAGGAGCGUGGUUGACGACAAAAAUCAGAAAGUCCUGGGGGCGAGACUCCUCCAACCUAGGAUGUCUCUUCAUGGAAAGCCGGUGAUGGAUCGUCCUCCCCGUAGGGAUGCCCGCUACAGGAAACGGCAGAGUCGCAUCUAUAACUUCUUGGAGAGACCUAGUGGUCCCGAUUGUUACUAUCACAUCGUUGUGUUUUUUAUGGUGUUCGCCGGAUUAGUUUUAAGUGUGUUUUCAACCAUCGAAGAGUACGAAGAAAAGGUGGGAAAUAUCUUGGUAUAUACGGAAUCAAUUGUCUGUGUUAUAUUUGGUUUAGAACUAAUGCUUAGAAUCUGGUCGUCGGGCUGCCGCUCACGCUACCAAGGCUUUAUUGGCAGGCUUAAGUUCAUAAAGCGGCCUUUUUGCAUAAUCGAUAUAAUAACUAUAGUGGCCUCGGUGGUAGUUUUCGCCCUCACUAUGAGAUCAGGGGGUCAAGUAAUAACGGCCAGUGCUCUAAGAGGGCUCAGGUUCUUCCAGAUAUUACGUAUGGUACGAAUGGAUAGACGGGGUGGUACUUGGAAGCUCCUAGGUUCCGUAGUUUACUCCCAUAGACAGGAAUUAGUCACGACAUUGUAUAUAGGAUUCCUAGGAUUAAUUUUCUCGUCUUUUUUGGUAUUUUUGGCGGAAAAAGACGUACCCAAUACUAAAUUUACUAAUUUUGCUCAAGCUUUGUGGUGGGGAGUGAUAACCCUAUGCACAGUAGGAUAUGGUGAUAUGGUCCCAUUCACCUGGCAAGGAAAAAUAAUAGCCUCUUUUUGUUCGUUACUAGGAAUAUCGUUUUUUGCCUUGCCCGCUGGUAUUCUUGGGUCGGGAUUCGCACUCAAAGUCCAGCAGCAGCAAAGGCAAAAGCACAUAGUUCGACGCAGACAGCCGGCCGCCAUUUUAAUUCAGUCUGUAUGGAGAUGCUAUGCUUCUGAUGAACACUCAACUUCAGACGCAACUUGGAAGAUAUAUCAAGUUCCCUACAGUCCACCUUCGAGACUGACGAGUAGUUUCCGGCAAAAUGCAUCUUUCGUCGGACGGUUUUCCACAAUUCGUCGACACAGGAGCCAGGCAUCGGCAACCAGCCUGCACCCGCCAUCGCUGAUCCAGAGUCGUAACCUCCCAAGGAUCAAUUCUUUCAACGACAGUGUGGGAAACAGCAGCAAUGGGCUACGAAGCAAUUUGAACGCCAGCUUCAAUGGGGAAUCCAUCGAAACUAAAGUUACCGUAGAUAAUUCAGGAGAUGACGAUGAAGAACCUCAAUUAAUCGAGUUGACACCAGAAGAUAAAGCAGCUAUCAGAGUUAUCAGAAUGUUAAAAUACUUGGUCGCCAGAAAGAAGUUUCGCGAAGCCCUCAAGCCCUACGAUGUCCAUGACAUUAUAGAUCAGUAUUCCACCGGACACGCCGAUAUGCUUUCUCGAGUAAAAAACCUACAAUACAGGCUGGACCAGAUCCUGGGCAAGCAGGGCUCCCGAUCGAAAGACGUGUACGCCUCGAAAAUAUCUCUGGCAUCUAGAGUGGUGAAUGUAGAAAGACAAGUGGACGAUGUAGUUAUAAAGAUCCAACAAUUCUUCGAGCUCUACAUGGAAGACCGGAAACAUCUUCUAUCCGAAGAAGCAUGUCAGCGAGGAUUGCAAAUAGCCCAACUGGAUGUUUACAACAUGUCUUCGCCGGUUUCCAUGCCCUCGACAUCUUUCCAGGGUUCCACAUCACGAAACUCCUCGCACUUCAAACCUAAGUCCAUUCUGGUGUCUCAACCGAACUCUCCUGUAAACCGAGGAGGAAUCUUCACUCAACCGUUUCCCGACAGUUUCGAAGAAACCUUCUAAGUACCUCGAUCCUGGCAACAAAACGAAGAAACGCGUUACAUUAAGUUCAGCCUGUUGUAACUAUAUAGAACCGAAGAGUGAUGCAAGUCCAGUGAAGGAUAGCUUUACGAUAAUCGUACCUCAAACCGCAUCGGCCCCAACAACAUCCAUACCGCCUUCUGCAAGUGCUCAAAGUCUUUCCAUCAACUUGGAGCUCAAUAAUUCCGAAACCACAACACCUAGAAGCGAAAAUUCAUUUGACUAUGAAGAAGUUGAAGAAGGUGAAGAAGGAGAGCGAGAAGAAAAGUUGGACGAUCAAGAGUUCGAUGAUCAAGAUGACAACGAAGAUGAAGCUAACGAAACCACACUGUUGUGUCCCACAACGCAAAAUGAAAUUAUCAUUACACCGAGCACCCUAAACUGUACAUCGAAGGUAGAAAUAGGCACCGAGGAUAUUUACAUGACGAACUUCAACCCUUUAAACUAAAAACUCGACGUCACGUUAGCUUUAAUCGAUGCCAAAAACUAUUUUUAAACAAGGAAUGAUUGUUGCUUUGAUCGGAGCAACAACCAUUAAUUUUCGUGCAUAUUUUCAUGUUUGUAGAUGUCUAUAAAUCAAUUAGAAUCGUUGAUAUUACAUACCCGUCACUCAAUGGACUAAAAGUAAGUACCUAUCUAAUUUAUCAGAGAUCUGGUAAAAUAAAUACAGGAUGUUUCAAAAAACAUGUACCAUCUCUCGUAGAUUCCUAAGGCUAAAAAAAAAUUUAUAUCAACAUAAGUAGGUCCGUUUCUGCUUUGUUUCGUAGUUACAGGAAGUUAGUCUUUAUUUUCGAUUUAUUUUAAUUUUAUUCCAAGUGCUUUCAGCGACUUGUAUGAAAUUUUGAGGGUAAAAGUUACUAAAUUUUGAGGGAUAAGUGCGACAUAUUCACUAUAAGAUAAACGCAAUUUUAUUAACCUUAAUCCAAGCCUAAUAGCACCCUUUAAACAUAUUUAAUAUCCUUAACUGACCAAAGUGUUAAAUAGGCACGUUGAUUCCUCAUAAAAAUAUGAAAAAAGUUCCUAUAAACAUGGGUGCGGAAAUGCAUAGUUUUAUAGUUACACGAUGUUAAAACUUUAAAAAAAUAAUCUUUAGUAAUUACCUUAAAUACCAUCAUUUUUUAUUGAAAUUUGCUGUAGGUAGCACUAAACAUCAGAGUUAUAAAUUUUAAUAAAAUUUAAUAAUAAAUUAGAUAAAAAUAAGACUUUAACCCCCUGUAGCAUCGGACCUAUGUUGAUGUACAAAAUAAAUCUUAUUUUUACGCGAGGAAUUUCCCCACGAGAGAUGGGACACGUUUUUUGAAACAUCCUUUAUAACAAAGCCCACUAAAAAACCGCAAUAUAUUCCUGUAAAUAGUAUUUCGCGAAAGGUGUUUACUUCCUUAGUAUGUAUAGUUACUUAUGACAGAUGUUUAUUUUUAAUAUGUAAAUACGUUUUUUAAAUGUUAAGUAUACCCAAAUCUCUUCCAAGUUUUUUUUAAACAAAAUAUAGAUGUCUGUUAGAAUUAUUAGGAAGAUCUUUAAUAUUCUAAAUUUUAUUAAAUGUAUAAUAAAUCUAAAAAAAGUAUCAGAUAAAUUUAUUUAGAUCUAUAUCAAACUAAUGACAUUUCUGAUCAAUAUUUCUACACUAAGUCCAGUACAAAAAAGGUAAAAUAAACAAAAAACAUCUUGUAUAGGACGAUAUGACGAUUUUUUUCAAAUACAGGGUGAUAAACUGAAGGUCCAAAUAAGUGGCCUCCUAUGUAUUAACAAGAUAAGAUAAAAAGAUAAAAAUAGAAGUCGGUUUGAUAGAGAGUUAAAUAAAUUUUACCAGACUUAGCAUUAGGUAAUUUGCUGUUUUGACGUUGUUUAGAGCAUGUUUAUUAUUAGGUAAAUGUAAGUUACUGUGUCAGAAAAAAAGUCACAUAUUCGGAACGCUUAAGAUACUUCCCUUUUAAGAAAAAAAAUUAGAUUGGUUACUAUUUCCAUGCAACGUAUUUACCUAAAGCUCUCCAUAGACGAGACGAUACGUAGCAACUGCAAACUGCAAGUCGUACAAUCUUCCUGGAUUAUUUUAAUUUAUUUCUCUACUACGAGGGCGUUUUAAACGUAUUAAGAGAAUAAAAGUAGUAAAAUAUCUAUACAAGUAUAUUUGGAAAGAGUACAAACGGUUUUGAUUUUAUUUUUGGCUAAGUGGGUGAUAUAGUUUUAGAAGACAGAUUAAAAAAAUAAAAUUUUAAAAUUGAACAAACUAAGUUUACGCAAUUUAAACUAUAUAUGUCUGGAGGCCAAUUUAUACAGGUGCUAAAAAGUUGAAAAUG